AUGUAUAGGUUAGCUAUAUGUGCGGCUUCAAGUGCAUUUAUUGGAUUGGUCUUCUUCGUCGUUGGUCUCAUCGGCGUUGCUAAUGAAUCGGUAUACUCGAGAGCUCGCGAUUGGAUAUUUUUGAGUUUUGGUUUGGCGAUGCUCACGAUUGGUUUCUCACUGUUGCUGUUGUGUCGAAUCCGAAUAAAUAUAGCACGUCAGCGACAAACACAAAGCAGACACAGACGCCAUCGACGAAGGGGCACAAGGCCCGUGAAUGGUCAUGAUCCUUUAUCUGUCUGGGCCACUGAUUUAUCCGACUGGAAUUUCUACACAUCUCAACCACCACCUGACUACGUUGAAGCUUUACACUGUUCACCAUCUUUAGUCCCGCAACGCCGGGCAACUGUAUCAGCUGCAAAUCCCCCACCUUAUGCGCCAUCGGAAGGGGUGACACGUCAACAAUCGAGGUCAACACUCAUUUAA
Molecule: messenger RNA, 465 nt
Organism: Anisakis simplex (herring worm)
Lineage: Eukaryota; Metazoa; Nematoda; Chromadorea; Rhabditida; Anisakidae
Source: the annotation of a GenBank genome assembly